GUGGACCCCCGCGUCGUGCAGAGGCGCAGUGGAAGCAGCGGUCAGUUCAGUGCGCGCGGGGAAGUGUCAGUGCUGCACGCGCGUUCACUCAUUCAGACUGAUGGAGACUCGCGCGUGAGGCGCCGCAGUGUGUUGUCAGAAUUACAAAAUCAUGGUCCUGGAAAGGAGUGUAUGAUCAUCUGAUAUAAACCAACACUAUCCAAAGGAGGCGGAACAAUGCCGGACUCCGCCCUCUCUCCACCUGUUCCACCAAUCACUGCUCUGAACUGUUCCUUGGACGUAUCAAAUUGCUCCUUCGCUAACCUCUCCACAGUCGCAUAUGGAGAUGAGUGCUAUGGCAGCCACUCUUUGUUUGUUGUAAUGGCGGUUGCCUACAGUGCUGUGGUACUGUUGGGUGUCGUUGGCAACCUGGCUCUCAUCCUUGUCAUCACCCGGCAACGGGAACUUCACAACGUCACAAAUGUCCUAAUCGCAAACCUCUCUGUUUCGGACCUGCUGAUGUCCCUAGUGUGCCUGCCGUUCACCUUCAUCUAUACCUUCAUGGACCACUGGGUGUUCGGCGCGGUCAUGUGCAAACUCAACAGCCUGGUCCAGUGCUGCUCUGUCUCUGUCUCCAUCUUCUCCUUGGUUCUGAUAGCCAUUGAGAGGCACCAGCUCAUCCUACACCCUCGCGGAUGGAGGCCCAGCCUGAACCACGCCUGCCUGGGCAUCAGCCUCACCUGGGCCCUGGCCGCCCUCACUGCUACACCGUUUCUGUUGUUCUCCAGGGUGACAGACGCCCCGCUGAAGCAGCUGCCCUCAGUGUUUCAGGAGCAGUACAGGGGGAAGGUGGUGUGUGUGGAAGAGUGGCCCUCCAGAGGAAUCAAGCUCACCUACACCACUGGCAUGCUGGUGCUGCAGUACAUCACUCCUCUCACCUUCAUCUUCAUCUGUUACCUGAAGAUCUACACUCGUCUGCAACGGCGUAAUAAUAUGAUGGACAGAAUACGUGAAAACAAAAACCGUAGCAGCGAGACUAAACGGAUAAACAUCAUGCUCUUUUCCAUCGUGGUGGCAUUUGCAGUUUGCUGGCUCCCGUUGAACGUCUUUAACGCCGUCAUCGACUGGAACCAUGAAGUGGCUAUGAACUGUACCCACAAUCUCCUGUUCUCGCUGUGUCACCUGACUGCGAUGUGUUCUGUGUGCAUAAACCCGGUGUUUUACGGCUUCCUAAACCACAACUUCCAGCGAGACCUACGGGCUUUCCGACUCUGCAAGAUUGUGUCAGUACGGGAAAAUGAAUAUGAUAUGGUUGCCAUGUCCACUGUUCACACGGACGUGUCCAAGAUGUCACUGAAAAAUAGUAGCAUAGAUUUCUAAUGACAGCGACACUCAUGUCUGUUCUGAAAAAUGCACUUAAUAAAACAUUUUUUUAGAUGUAGUGUGAAUUUACAGUGAAGUGAUUGUUUGUAAACAUAACGAUUGAUGUCAAGACUUAUGCUUCAAGAAAGCAACUGUUUUUCAAGCUCUAUAUUAUAGUAUAAUCAUAACAUUGUACAUACAAAAUCAAGCGAGGAUACUGAAUAGCUUUCUUCUAAUGUCCCGCAUCAGCUAGGUCUCAUUGGGGCCAAAUGAAAUCUGAAGACAUGAAUCGUAUGAUGUUCAGACGAGUGGACUGAGCUUUGAUCACAAACAUGAAAUCUUCCCACUGCUGUUUGACUUGGAAUGAAGACAGAAGAACAGAUAAUUAAUGCCAAGCCGAAACGGUCACAAAUUCAAAGAUGUAAAUAAUGAAUGUAAGAUGUGACUUUUAAAAGACACACCGAACUGUUUCUGACAUGGAUUAAUUUCUUUUCUUUUUUUUUUACUAAAACUAAAUUGAUUUUCUUCUUUGUUAUCCCUUGACAAACCAAUCCUGCAUAAAAGCAAUUUAUUUUUUAGAGGCAUUCACACAGACAGCAAUUUGAAGCAACAUAGAGACCUGACAUUGUUCAUUUUCAAAGAGAUGUGGCAAUUUCUGACAUCACGAGUGACAGCGGCUGUUGGCGAUGU
Molecule: messenger RNA, 2031 nt
Organism: Carassius carassius (crucian carp)
Lineage: Eukaryota; Metazoa; Chordata; Actinopteri; Cypriniformes; Cyprinidae
Product: neuropeptide Y receptor type 1-like
Exons: 3
Coding region: 217-1359 (380 amino acids)
Biological process (GO): G protein-coupled receptor signaling pathway
Cellular component (GO): plasma membrane; neuron projection
Molecular function (GO): neuropeptide Y receptor activity; neuropeptide binding
Source: RefSeq, a predicted model, not a curated record